UGCCGGUACAUACUUAAGAUCACCUUGAAACAGUUGGACGUCAUUUAGCCGUGGACAGCCGGUUAAGUCAGGACAUCACCAGGCAACUCUGCUCUCACCAUGCCACACUCUAAGGGUCAGGAUUUGGGCACUGCGUUCAUCCAGACGCAGCAACUUAAUGCUGCGAUGGCUGAUACAUUCCUGGAGCACAUGUGCCUACUCGACAUCGACUCUGAGCCAACAACUGCCCGCAACACCGGCAUUAUCUGCACCAUCGGGCCAGCCUCCCGCUCUGUGGAAAUGCUGCAGGAGAUGAUCAAGUCUGGAAUGAACAUUGCUCGCUUGAACUUCUCUCACGGUUCACAUGAGUACCAUGGUGACACAAUAAAGAACAUUCGUGAGGCAUGUGAGAGCUUUGAGCCUGGCAGCAUUCAUUAUCGCCCCAUUGCCAUCGCUCUGGAUACCAAGGGCCCGGAGAUCAGAACUGGGCUCAUCAAAGGGAGUGGCACGGCUGAGGUGGAGCUGAAGAAGGGCAACAAUAUCAAGAUAACUUUGGAUGAUGCAUACAUGGAAAACUGUGACGAGAACAUCCUUUGGCUGGACUACAAGAACAUUGUGAAUGUGGUUCAGGUUGGCAGUAAUGUCUACAUCGACGAUGGGCUUAUCUCUCUGCAAGUCCUAGAAAUCGGCUCUGACUACCUGAUGUGUGACAUUGAAAACGGAGGCAUGCUGGGAAGCAAAAAAGGUGUGAAUUUGCCUGGUGCAGCUGUAGAUCUGCCUGCUGUGUCUGAUAAGGACGUCAAGGACUUACAGUUUGGCGUGGACAUGGGAGUGGACAUGGUCUUCGCUUCAUUUAUCCGUAAAGCCGCUGAUGUCCACGAGGUCAGAAAGGUGCUGGGAGAGAGGGGCAAGAACAUUAAGAUCAUCAGCAAGCUGGAGAACCAUGAGGGAGUCCGUAGGUUUGACGAGAUCAUGGAGGCCAGUGAUGGCAUUAUGGUUGCCCGUGGUGACCUUGGUAUUGAAAUCCCCACAGAGAAGGUCUUCCUUGCCCAGAAGAUGAUGAUUGGACGCUGCAAUAGAGCUGGCAAACCAAUAACCUGUGCUACACAGAUGUUGGAGAGCAUGAUUAAAAAACCACGACCCACGCGUGCAGAGGGCAGCGAUGUGGCUAACGCUGUUCUGGAUGGGGCUGACUGCAUUAUGCUGAGUGGAGAGACUGCCAAGGGAGACUACCCCCUAGAAGCAGUGCGCACACAGCACAUGAUUGCCAGAGAGGCAGAAGCAGCCAUGUUUCAUCGACAACUGUUUGAGGAGCUGAGGCGCUCCACCAAACUAAGCCAAGACCCCUCCGAGGCUGUGGCCAUCGGUUCUGUUGAGGCAUCCUUCAAAUGCUGUGCCAGUGCUAUUAUAAUUCUCACCAAGACUGGCAGGUCUGCCCAUCUGCUGUCCCGGUACCGUCCCCGCGCCCCCAUCAUUGCGGUGACACGUAACGGGCAGACAGCUCGCCAGGCCCACCUGUACCGUGGCAUCUUUCCUGUGUUCUGCAACCACCCAGCUCAUGAUGUCUGGGCUGAGGACGUCGACCUACGAGUUAACUUUGCUAUGGACGUUGGCAAGGCUCGCGGCUUCUUCAAGAGUGGUGACGUGGUCAUUGUGCUUACAGGCUGGCGCCCAGGCUCAGGUUACACCAACACCAUGCGUGUGGUCCCAGUGUCAUAAAUAUCACAGGCGUGCCCACACACUCCUUCCCAUUCCCUUCAUCCUCUCAUUUUUGUUCUUCUCCUGCUACUUCAACAUGUAAGCACUUCUCUCAAACGGGCACCUUAACAUCAGCUUGGACACCCAGGUCUGGCAAAAGGAUCCAGUUUUUCUCCUAACAUAAAUUCUCACCCAAAUACACUGUCAAAUAUUCUCACUUAUUAUUUAACAGUUAGUCUUUGUUCACAUCUGGCUAUGUACUAUUUAGCAUUGUGCAUGGGUUGUCCAUCAUAUAGGCCGUAGGAGAGAUUAAAUGUCCUACAAUAACAUUCGUAAAUUAUUCCUGUUCACACAGAAGAAACGGUGACACUCAAACAAAAAUCAUCAUGACUGAAUGCAGAGGGAACCAAUUGUGACUAGUUUUGUUUGUGUGCUUAAAAAAUGUGUGUUCUUCACGGCAUUCCUCAUAUACUGUAGGCAAUGUUACAUUCUGUAUUGUACUUGACUGAGUUUGUAAAAUGUUUAGAUGUUUGAAAACCACAAUAUAUAUUUUUCCUGGUCUGUGAGACAUAUUGUUUGUUUCUCUUAGUGUUAUUCUGCUUAACAUCUGGUGCUUAAAAAGAAGCAAGAAAGUGGUUUUACAAUGACUGGUAUAGAUGGUCAUUAAUGUUCUGUAAGAGAAGAACUAGCGCUCGUUUGUUGAACUCAAAGCUCAAUCAGUAUGUACGUUAAGUGUCUGCAGCUUGCUUCCACAUGCUUCUGAUUGUAACGAUAGGAUUUAACAGUAUAUUAUGAAGUGUGGAUCAAAAAUGUAACUAAGACUGGUUCAGUUAAUAAAGAAGCGCACCUGUCAUGA
Trichomycterus rosablanca is the source of this 2533-nucleotide messenger RNA. RefSeq names its product pyruvate kinase M1/2a (gene pkma). Gene Ontology annotation, biological process: glycolytic process. The record is from RefSeq and is a predicted model, not a curated record. Gene Ontology annotation, molecular function: magnesium ion binding; pyruvate kinase activity; potassium ion binding. The coding region runs from base 100 to 1698 and encodes 532 amino acids. Lineage: Eukaryota; Metazoa; Chordata; Actinopteri; Siluriformes; Trichomycteridae. The transcript has 11 exons. Gene Ontology annotation, cellular component: cytoplasm.